This is a messenger RNA of Phanerochaete carnosa HHB-10118-sp, 999 nucleotides long. RefSeq lists its product as uncharacterized. Bases 208 to 714 code for a protein of 168 amino acids. Lineage: Eukaryota; Fungi; Basidiomycota; Agaricomycetes; Polyporales; Phanerochaetaceae. The record is from RefSeq and is a predicted model, not a curated record. The transcript has 7 exons.
ACUAGCAUUGGCCCCCAAGGCUUGACUCUUGGUUCACUAUCUCCGGAUGAUACGUAGUCAACGAUCCCAACUCGUCGGUCGUGGCGACUGAUCUGUCGAAUCAAUCGUUGACACUACGCAUUGCUUGCAGUUACCGUCAAAAUUUUCUCGCAAGGAGCCAUUUCUCAGAAUCUUGUCGCGGUCUCAUAAUUCUCAUUCGAGCCCACGAUGUCAGUCGACGUUACCAACGGUGAGUUGACGUUUGGACGUACUGAUUCAAGCAAAUUCAUUGGCGAAAUUGCCUUGCGUGAUCCUCUCACCACCACGGCACCUGCAUCGGGAUUCUGGGGUAUUGACGAGAGCGUCACCUAUGGCACGUUGGGGAUCAGCAUCCUCAACGAGACCGUCGAUGGCGGAGCCACACUCAUCUUGAUCGCCACAGAUGCCACGAUGCGCUACCAGCAAGCCACGGGUGCCGUGUUCGACAAUGCUACCGGUAUGUUCCGCCUCACCCCAGAACAAUUCGCAAACCUGCAGAGUUUGUACUUCCACAUCAAUGGCACGGCGCUUGAGUUUACCGCGAACGCCCAGAUAUGGCCGGCCUCUGAACGCGGCGGCGCCAUCAACCUCGGCUUCGUCAUGAGCCAGACCUUCCUGGAGCGGUUCUAUACUGAUACAACGAACAAGCGGGUGGGAUUCGCUACGACUCCCUGCACCAAUGCGACGACGAACUGAGCGUGUGGUGUCAUGCUUGUGAUCACAGCAUGGCUUACGCAGAAAUUUGACUCUCGAAUUGCACAUUGUAAUGUACACAAAAGAUGCGGUAGCGCAGGUGACCGAGACGAAGAAGGAUAAACAGGCAGUAUAGUAUCGUUGAAGUUGAGUCGUAGUGGCCACAUGUACAACAGUCUGGCCAAUGAAGAGGGCACCAACAAAGAUCAGUUUCCGUGGUAGACUAGACGGCCCUGGCAAGUCUGCGAUGGAUUUGAACUUCGAGAUCCCCGUGCUCGGUUUAGGUUA